CGGAGCGGAGCCGCUGCGGCUGAGCCCCCGAGCUGCCCUCGAGGCAGGCGCCCGGCCGCCGCGACGCGGGGCAUGGUGCCAUCCGCGCCGCGCCGCCGCCGCUGCUGACCUCGCGGGCCACGCCGAGCUCGGCCGAGGGAGCGGGAAGAUGUUUUCCGCGCUCAAGAAGCUGGUGGGAUCGGAGCAGGCUCCGGGUCGCGACAAGAACAUCCCCGCCGGGCUGCAGUCCAUGAACCAGGCACUGCAGAGGCGCUUCGCCAAGGGAGUGCAGUACAACAUGAAGAUAGUGAUCCGAGGGGACAGGAACACCGGCAAGACCGCGCUGUGGCACCGGCUGCAGGGCAAGAAGUUUGUGGAAGAGUACAUCCCCACGCAGGAGAUCCAGGUCACCAGCAUCCACUGGAACUACAAAACCACUGAUGACAUCGUAAAAGUUGAGGUCUGGGACGUAGUUGACAAAGGAAAAUGCAAAAAGCGAGGUGAUGGCUUGAAGAUGGAGAACGACCCCCAGGAGGCUGAGUCUGAGAUGGCCCUGGACGCAGAGUUCCUGGACGUGUACAAGAACUGUAACGGGGUGGUCAUGAUGUUUGACAUCACCAAGCAGUGGACCUUCAGCUACAUCCUGCGGGAGCUCCCGAAGGUGCCGACCCACGUGCCGGUGUGCGUGCUGGGCAACUACCGUGACAUGGGCGAGCACCGCGUCGUCCUGCCCGACGACGUGCACGGACUCAUCAACAGCCUGGACAGCAGGCCCCCAGGCUCGUCCUACUUCCGCUACGCUGAGUCCUCCAUGAAGAACAGCUUUGGCCUGAAGUACCUUCAUAAGUUCUUCAACAUUCCGUUUCUGCAGCUCCAGAGGGAGACGCUGUUGCGGCAGCUGGAGACGAACCAGCUGGACAUCGACGCCACACUGGAGGAGCUGUCUGUGCAGCAGGAGACCGAGGAGCAGAACUACAGCCUCUUCCUGGAGAUGAUGGAGGCGCGUAGCCGGGGCCAUGCGUCCCCACUGGCGGCGAAUGGGCAGAGCCCGUCCUCGGGCUCGCAGUCCCCAGUGGUGCCUCCGAGUGCCGUGUCCACGGGGAGCUCCAGCCCCAGCACACCCCAGCCGGCCCCACAACUGGCCCUGCACACCCCCUCGGCCUGCCCCUCCCCCACGUCGCCCUCGGAGGUCCCGCUGCCCCCAGCACAUCCCGUGGCUCCCACCCCCCCAAGACGCAGCAUCAUCUCCCGGCUGUUUGGGACCACGCCCGCCGCUGAGGCCGCCCCUGCGCCCCCAGAUCCCACCCCAGCUGCAGAGGCCCCAGCGAAAGUCCAAGACGUGGAGGAUUUUGUUCCUGCAGACGGCCUUGACCGUGACUUCCUGGACGACACAGCCCCCCCGAAGGAUGAGAAGAGAGUCGGGGCCGAGGUCCCUCAGGACAGUGACAGCGAUGGGGAGGCCCCAGGAGGAAACCCGAUGGUGGCAGGUUUCCAGGACGACGUGGACCUCGAAGAUAAGCCACCUGGCAGGCCCCUGCGACCCACGAGUCCCGCCCCCACGGAGAAGAUCAUUGUUUCCAGUGAGGAGGUCGCAGGGUACCCCAAAACCACUGUCCUGGCCCCCCAAAAGUGCACGGAGCCAGAGACCAAACGGUCCUCCACAAAGGCCUCGAGGCCCCACAGGGGCGCAGCUCCCAAGGCUGCAGGGCCGCGAGGGCCCCCUGCUGAGGGCUCCUCUGGAGGGCACGCGGAUGAGCCGGGUGAACCAGCAGCGUCUUCAGAGAGCGACCCUGAGGGGCCCAUUGCAGCCCAGAUGCUAUCCUUUGUCAUGGACGACCCCGACUUCGAGAGCGACUCUGACACUCCCAGGAGAGUGGAUGAGUUCCCGGUCCGAGAGGACCUGUCCGAUGUGACCGACGAGGAUGCUGGUCCUGCCCAGCCGCCCCCACCCCGCCAGCCCCCGGUCCCCUCCUUCCGAGUGAAGAAUGACGCGGACCUGUUCGGGUUGGGGCUGGAGGAGACAGGCCGGAAGACGAGCAGCAGUGAAGAUAAGGAGGGCAGGCCUUCCUCCAAGGAGAAGGAGAAGAAAAAGAAGAAGAAGGGCAGAGAGGAGGAAGAAAAGGCUGCAAAGAAGAGGAGCAAGCACAAGAAGGGCAAGGAGAAGGAGGAAGGCAGGGAGGAGCGGCGCCGGCGGCCGCGAGGCCAGAGGUCGGCGCUGGACGAGCUGGAGGCCUUCCUGGGGGGCGGGGCCCCAGCCGGCCACGGCGGGGGCGGGGACUACGAGGAGCUGUAGGCCUGGCCUCCGGCGGGCGGCACGCCCACUCUGCUUGCUGGGCCCGCCUUGCAGGGAGGGGGCAGCAGGCGGCAGGCCCCCAGUGCUUCUCAGGGAGGGAUUGAGGCCCCCGGAGGCCCGUGAGGCUGUUUACAGGGGCGGGGCGUCCUCGCGGCACCGGCUCCUGCUUGCCCAGCCCCCGCAUGCGGUCGUGCUCGGCUUCCUGCCGUGGCUCCACCAGGGCUGCGGAGUGCCCGUCCUGGACCUUGGUCCUCUGGGCAGUGCAGGCGCCUCUCCCAGGCACGGUGUCCAGCAUUGCACCUGCAUGGGCGUGCCCGCCAGCCAGAGCCGGGACACCUCACUCAUUUCCUUUUUCUCCUUCCACUCCACUCCAACCAUAAAGCUCUCCUGUUUUACUGCG
Rhinolophus ferrumequinum (greater horseshoe bat) is the source of this 2672-nucleotide messenger RNA. RefSeq names its product RAB, member RAS oncogene family like 6 (gene RABL6). The record is from RefSeq and is a predicted model, not a curated record. The transcript has 15 exons. Gene Ontology annotation, cellular component: cytosol; nucleus. Bases 149 to 2272 code for a protein of 707 amino acids. Gene Ontology annotation, molecular function: GTP binding. Lineage: Eukaryota; Metazoa; Chordata; Mammalia; Chiroptera; Rhinolophidae.